Molecule: messenger RNA, 762 nt
Organism: Paramecium sonneborni
Lineage: Eukaryota; Ciliophora; Oligohymenophorea; Peniculida; Parameciidae
Source: the annotation of a GenBank genome assembly
AUGGAAUAAUAUAAUAAAAAUAGUUUCAAAGUCAAAAAAUUUGAUGGAGAUAUUCCUAUAGAUGAAUUGAUGAAUCUAUAGAAAAAAAUCUAAACAGAAAAGUCUCAAGUUAAAUCAUAAUAACAAUAAUAAAUUCGAUAACCUUAAUAAUAAUAUGUAUAAAGAUAAUAAGUUUAACACUAAUAAUAAAAAUGCUAAUAAUAACAAUAAUUUCAACCAUUUUCUGGAUUUAAUUAAUAAUAAUAAUAAUAAUAAUAAUAAUCAAAAUCAUAAUAGGAUAUUUUUGCUCAAUUUAAUAAUCCGUAAUAAGGUUUUGGUUCUAAUAAUGUUUGGGAUAAUUCUAAUCAAUGGAAUUAAUAAUAAAAUAAUUUUUCAGCUUUUGAUAAUUUUGGAUUUGUUGCAACAUCUCAUUCUCCAAGUCCAAAUCCAUUCUAAUGGGAUUCUUAAUUUAAUCCACCAUAAUAAUAGCAAUAACAAUAAUAAUAAUAAGUCCACUAAAUGUAAAUUAAUUCAUUUUAAGCUUCUCCAGCAAAUAGUGCUUGGGAUAUGACAACUAAUUUUACUGAAUAAUCUCAUUAAUCAACCUAACCAUCAACUAAUUUUUGGAUUGGAAAUAGUUAGCAAUAAUUUGGAAUUCAAACAACAUAAAUUUAAUCAUAAUAAUUACCUCUAAAUCCAUAAUAGGAAACAAUAGAUUUGAUAGGAUUAAAUGAUCCUUAGCCAUAAUAACAACAGUAUGAUUUAUCAAAUAUAAUAUUAUGA